Messenger RNA from Cottoperca gobio, 4185 nucleotides. RefSeq names its product serine/threonine kinase 24b (STE20 homolog, yeast) (gene stk24b). Gene Ontology annotation, molecular function: protein serine/threonine kinase activity; ATP binding. Gene Ontology annotation, biological process: protein phosphorylation; negative regulation of cell migration. The coding region runs from base 823 to 2118 and encodes 431 amino acids. The transcript has 11 exons. The record is from RefSeq and is a predicted model, not a curated record. Gene Ontology annotation, cellular component: Golgi apparatus; cytoplasm. Lineage: Eukaryota; Metazoa; Chordata; Actinopteri; Perciformes; Bovichtidae.
CCAUCCACCUGGUAUCUCCACCAGUGAGAGAGACGUCAGGAUGUUGUUGUUGAUCCGGAUCCGGAUCCGCCCAGCCAGGCGUCACAGCACCGACAAGAUGGCCGAGAGUACGGGACGAAAGUGAGGGAGGAAACAAAAACACUGGCGAGCUAUCCUUGCCGCAGAUGCCAGACCUGUAGAGCUGCCGAAGACAAGUUAGUGCAAAGAUAAUAGCUGGGCAAUCGGUUCAUCCAAGACUCCGUGCUGUGGGUGACAUCUGCGGUAUGCAGACAAAUCGUGCUCCGAGCCAGCUCGCUGACAGAACGUUUGUCAGGUUGUCUGCGUUGGCUAGCUAGCGAGCUAACCAUGAUAGCUAGCUGACAACACCGUUAGCGAGAGAAUACGCUUUCAGAAAGUGUCAGUUAGGUCAUUUAGUAAUAAAUAGUUGUUGCUACUUGUUUGUUUCUGAGAAUACAAAUUAGUUGCAGUGGCAUAACUUCCCCGAGUGGGAAAACUUGAUUUAACGCAAUAGUUAACGCGCAGCCAGCUGGUUAGCAAACUAACAUUGCGGAUUUCUUGGUUGCAUCUUCAGCGUUAGCAUUAGCAAACGUCGGUUAGCUUGCUCAGCUGUUUUGGAUGACUUGGGGUUGUUCUAACACAGGAAAGGUACCCCAGCGUGUGUGGAGGGAUAUUUUUCUCUCUACAUAGAAGUACCUGAGCGGCUCUCAGUCGGCCUGUGUUACCGGGUGUCCUGGAGGACUGCUAACUGUACCACCGCCAGGACUGUAAACACAAGACAAGCCGAGCAGCUCUCUGCCCUGCGGUGUUGGACGAGUCAGCACCAUGGCCCAUUCCCCUGUUCAGGGAAACCUGCCGGGAAUGCAGAAUACCAAAGCGGACCCGGAGGAGCUGUUCACCAAGCUGGAGCGCAUUGGCAAGGGUUCGUUUGGCGAGGUGUUCAAAGGCAUCGACAAUCGCACGCAGAAAGUCGUGGCCAUCAAGAACAUAGACCUGGAGGAGGCGGAGGACGAGAUCGAAGACAUACAGCAGGAGAUCACUGUGCUGAGUCAGUGCGACAGCCCCUUUGUCACCAAGUACUACGGCUCCUACCUGAAGGACACCAAGCUAUGGAUCAUUAUGGAGUAUUUAGGUGGAGGCUCAGCAUUAGAUUUGAUGGAGCCUGGAUCUCUGGAUGAGACGCAGAUCGCCACCAUCCUCCGAGAGAUCCUCAAGGGCCUGGAGUAUCUGCACUCUGAGAAGAAGAUCCACAGGGAUAUCAAAGCCGCCAACGUGCUGCUGUCCGAGCAAGGCGAGGUGAAGCUGGCAGAUUUUGGUGUGGCGGGACAGCUGACCGACACGCAGAUCAAGCGCAACACCUUUGUCGGCACGCCCUUCUGGAUGGCCCCCGAGGUCAUCAAGCAGUCGGCUUAUGACUCAAAGGACAUCUGGUCUCUGGGCAUCACAGCCAUCGAGCUGGCCAAAGGGGAGCCUCCCCACUCAGAGCUGCACCCCAUGAAGGUUUUAUUCCUCAUCCCAAAGAACAACCCGCCCACGCUGGAGGGCAACUACAGCAAACCGCUCAAGGAGUUUGUCGAGGCCUGCCUCAACAAAGAGCCCAGCUUUAGGCCGACCGCCAAAGAGCUGUUGAAGCAUAAGCUGAUCGUCCGCCAUGCGAAAAAGACCUCCUACCUGACCGAGCUGGUGGACAAGUACAAGAGGUGGAAGGCAGAGCAGUCCAGAACCACAGAGUCCAGCUCCGAUGAGUCCGACUCAGAGCAGGAUGGCCAGGCGUCGGGCGGGAACGACUUCGGCAGCGAUGACUGGAUCUUCACCAUCCGAGAGAAGGACCCCAAGAAGCUGCAGAACGGGGAGGGACAGUCGGGGGAAGCAGACCAGACAAACGACAUUCCAAAGAGGCCUUAUUCACAGAGCCUGGCCACAGUCAUCUCUCCUGCAUUAGCUGAGCUGAAGGCUCGACAGGAGCAGGUGAAUGGGAACCCCAUGGUCCUGGACGAGCUGAGGGAGGCCAUCAUGAUGGCGGAGGAGUCCUACCCCGGCAUCGCCGACUCCCUGGUGGCUCAUAUGGUCCACAGGCUCCAGAGUUUCUCAACAAGCAGGACGUCCUCCUCCCCCCCCUAGUAACUGGCUCUCUGCCCCAGCCCUGCUCUCCCAGGCCCCCCACCCCCCGCCCACCAACACUACAGCCAGGUCAGAAGGUUAGCAGUCAGGGGUCAAGUCAUUCACUACCAGCUGACCGCGUGUGACCUCCCGUGUGUGGGGGGUGGCUUACCUCGCCUGUAAAAAAAAAUAAAAUAAUGACUGAACUCCAAAGCGGAGGAUAACAGAGAAACUGGAGAGCUUCUUUUAGCCACUUAAGAGAGGAGAAGCUCAGGGGGGCAGCAGAACCCGUGGAAUCAGCUGUGAUGGGACAAGACUCAAAGUCCGAGCAGCCCACCAGUAAAACAGCAACAGCCAUGUCGGACUCUGGGCUCUGUAUAUGCGAGACGUCUCCAGCCUCACGCCAUGGAGUCUACAUGGAAUUUGCUUCGACGGGGAGCCGAAAAAAUCUCCCCGAUCUCCAAGACGAGACUUCAAUCCCCCUCCUUAAUGCAGGCGUCGUAUCCCCAGAACCUCUGACGGCAUGCUUGAUGAACCUGCAGGGAUAUUAUCUUAGUGUGCAAGCUGCGUGUGUGCGUGCGUGCUCGAACGCACAACAUGUGUGUGCACCUGCGAGCGUGUUUGUGUGUGUGUGUGUGUGUGUGUGUGUGUGUGUGUGUACACGUGUGCUCUCGCGUAUGUAAGACUCCCUGUUAAGGCAAAUUGCAGCAUUCUUAAUGAAACCUCAGGUAAAGUGCUUUAAGUGGACUUUGUCCUCCGAGGCAGGGGGAGGAGGAGGGGGGGGGGGUGUUGCCAUGCUGUACAUGAUUACAAGUUGUCAUUGCGGGAAAUGAAUCACUGUGUACAAAAUGGUCAUGCGCAUUUUGUAGAUAUUGAUGAUGUUUGAAAGUAGAUAUUUAAAGAUUUCAGAAGUUACUCCAACAGAAAGAACUGAAAAUGCCUUGCCUUCUUGAGAUACACACGUCUAUGUUCUGGCAUUUCAUCAGAGAUUUAGUUACUUUUUCCUCGUUGGUGAGUGAGACUCAGUAUUAAUCAGGUUCUCUCUCUCAGAGUUCCAAUGUUCCAUUUCAAUCACCUGCUGAGUCCUUGACUAACUAUGAUACUAAGCUUACUCUGUCUAGAGGCCGGAGCUCUUCCUCUGUUUCUGUAGUCGGGGGGGGGGGGGGGGGGGGGGGGGAAACGCCCGCCUGUACUUUAUGUUUAGGCAAGUUAAGUCAGUUUGAAGAUGUUUCAGAAAGGCGGUCGAUGUUAAACGAGUAACAGUAUUGAGUGGACCUGAGGGCUCCGCUAUGGGCAGUAGGAUGCGGAUAUCAUGCAAAGUAUUAUUUUUCCUUGGCUUGUGAUUUAUCCUUAGCAUUACUUAAAAAGUGGAGGCGAGGAAUAACUGGCAAGGACCAUCGUAGGCAAUCGCAUCAUGCCACUUGCUCGCGGCCAAACUGGAGCGUAGAUCAGGACAAGCCAAGCUGCAGACAUCAACGCCAUCCUCACCUCUGGUCUCUGCUUCCACACCAUGCUAGAAGUGCCAUGUCCUCUUUUAUGCUCUCACCAGAUGUUUCGAGUAUGAUUUGCACCUUUUUUUAUUUUUUCAGAUCUGUUUUUUUUGCACUUUGAAAGUGUGUCGAGUAUUUAAAAGAAACCUGUAAGAGGGAAAAGAAACUCAAUGAAAAAAGUUGCUAAUAGCCAUGUUUUACUAUAUAUGUUUACUUAAGAGUUCCAGAAUUUACUACUGUGCUAAUGCAGCAAUAAUGUUGAGGAGUUGCAUCAAGACGCACUUGACAACACAGGGAUUGAAAGAAAUUAAGAAAUAUCUGAUAUUUUUAUAACUGCAAAGAGUUAAGUAUGGAAAUAUGGAAUGCUUUAUGGAUAUAGGCACCUGCCUGCGGCAAAACAAUAUCUAUACCUUACAGAAAAACAUAUGCUACGGAAAUAACUACAAAAUGUGUACAUUUGGUCUCCUUUAUCAUAGCUGACAGUUUAUAGUACUGUAUAUAAUCUUUGCUUGUGUCAUUUGAGAAUUCCCAAGUUAAAUGUGAGCUCCUUGUAAGCUUUCAAAGUGACAUGAGAAAUAAAGAUCUAAUGCUAACUGAG